Molecule: messenger RNA, 1794 nt
Organism: Colletotrichum chrysophilum
Lineage: Eukaryota; Fungi; Ascomycota; Sordariomycetes; Glomerellales; Glomerellaceae
Exons: 4
Coding region: 1-1794 (597 amino acids)
Biological process (GO): transmembrane transport; basic amino acid transport
Cellular component (GO): fungal-type vacuole membrane
Molecular function (GO): basic amino acid transmembrane transporter activity
Source: RefSeq, a predicted model, not a curated record
AUGGCGGAUGAAGCGCAUGUCCGGAGACGGCAAGGGGAUGUCGAGUCGCUCCCCGAUGAAGCCAUCGCGACGGAGACGACGACGCUGCUGAACUCCGAGACGAGCUCUCGGACGCUCCGAAAUGGGUCGCCGGCCGGCAGCAGCGGCCGAGGCCGGGACUCGGACGGAGAGGAGGACCAUGAUGCGCCCAAACAGCACAUCGGCGCCGCUCGGGCCGUCGUUCUGAUGAUCAGCGUCUGGAUGCUCAUCUUUCUUCAGGCGUCGAACACCUCCGGCAUGACCAUGACCCAGUCCGUCAUCGCGGAGGAGCUCAAGGCCUAUGAGGGCGCCAUGUGGUUCACGAGCUCGUACCUUAUCAGCAUGGCCUCUCUGGCCCCUCUGUUUGGCCGGCUGGCGACCAUCUUCCCGCCACGGUAUCUGGUGAUGCCCCUGGGUGGCUGCUUUGCGGUCGGCGGCGUCAUCACCGCCACGGCGCACUCUUUCUGGGUUCUCAUAUUUGGGAGGAUCGUGACAGGCAUGGGCGGUGCCGGCAUCAUGACCUUGUCAGUAAUUCUGGUGCUGGAGUUGGUCGACAAGAAGAGGCGGGGUAUUUUUGUCGGGCUGGUAAAUGCCGGCUUCACGAUCGGGCUGUCGUUUGGUGCUGUUGUGUACGGAGCGCUGUUGCCAGUGAUCGGAUGGAGAGCGCUCUUUGGGGCCCAGACACCAAUGGGCAUCCUCGCCGGUCUCGGCGCCUUCCUCACCAUCCCCAAGACCCUCAGCUCGGAGCAGGAAACGAAAGCGCAAGGCAGGUCGGUGACCCAGAAGUUGGCCCGUAUCGACUAUGCCGGCGCCUUCGCACUCGUCCUGACAAUCUCCCUCUUCCUCUACGGUCUUUCCGGCGACAUCCAGUACCUCCCCAUACUCCUCUCACUCUCAGGACUCGCCCUCUUCGUCCUGAUCGAGUUCAAAGUCGCAACCGACCCCAUCAUCCCCAUCGCCAUCCUCUCGUCCCGCGGCGUCCUCUUCUCCUGCGUCGCCCAGCUCUUCUUCAUGUCCAUCCGCUGGACCCUGCUCUACUACACCCCCAUCUUCGUGCUCGCCGUGCGCGGCUACGCCCCAGCCAUCGCGGGCUCUAUCCUCAUCCCCACAAACAUCGGCUUCGGCUCCGGCGGGCUCAUCGUCGGCUGGCUCCACGUCCGGCGCAACGGCGCCUUCUGGCUGCCCUCCGUCGUCGCGCUGUCGUGCUUCGCGGUCACCAUGUUCGGUCUCUCGCUCACCGCCACCGCCGACGGCGCCCUCUGGACCCUCGUCGCCGCCGUUGUGCUCAACGGCCUCGCCACCGGCGCCACGCUCAACUACACCCUCGCGCACCUGCUGCACCUCAGCGCGCCCGCGGAGCACUUCAUCUCGACCAGCCUGCUGGGCACCUUCCGCGGCUUCGGCGGCAGCUUCGGCACGGCCAUCGGCGGCGGCGUGUUCUACCGUCUGCUGCGCUCGGGGCUGGUCGAGAGCUUCAUGGAGCUUGACGGCAAGGGGAGGCUCAGCGCCGCGAGGGAGGAGCUGAUUACGAAGCUGAUUGGGAGCCCGGCGCUGGUGUUCAACGGCGGGCUGGUGCCGGCGGAGCACGCCAUCGCGGUGGAGAGGUACGCAGGCGCGUCGAGGGGUACGUGGCAGGCUGCUGCUGCGUUGGCUGUUGUUGCGGUAUUGAUCCAGGCGGGGACGGGGCGGACGAGUCCUGUCGGGCAGAAGGAGGUUGACGAUGAGACGGAGGCGAGGGCGGCGUUGAUGGAGAAUGAGGGCGUCGGGGAGGCUUAG